AUGAUUCUAAAGCCACGUAGAGUCGCUCCUGGGGAACUGGAUCCCAUCGACAUUACCGACGAGGCUUUUGGCAAAUCCGAUGGGGGCCCAAAGAGAAUGUCAAAAGCCGAGGCUUACAGCUGGGUUAAGGGAGUAGUUUUACGCUCACGCUUCAAUCCUCACAUCAUCGCAGAGCUUUUCUGGGAGCAAUCACCGCCGUGGGCUGAGCUGGCCAAUGCUCACGUCGAUCUGAUCUGUGAUAUUUGUGAGAGUUUUUGUUUCACAAAGCUUCUCGAGAAGAAAGGCGCGAAGGAUGUUACGUCUCGCGUCUGGUUAGUUCCGCGCUACCAAGUGUUUCUGAUUGUUUUGUUACUAAUAGCAGAGGAAAGGUCUUCCAUCGUCAAGAACCGCCUCCAGCAGCGCAAAGCGGCAGCGCACGAGGAAUUCAGGAGGCUCCUUGAAGACCUUAAUGGGUUUCCUAUCAAUUAA
Molecule: messenger RNA, 468 nt
Organism: Pyricularia grisea
Lineage: Eukaryota; Fungi; Ascomycota; Sordariomycetes; Magnaporthales; Pyriculariaceae
Exons: 2
Coding region: 1-468 (155 amino acids)
Source: RefSeq, a predicted model, not a curated record